GAAUAAUGAUGCUGUUGGUCCUCCUCUGCACGCCAGACUUCCACACGCGCCUCUCCUCUGGCUUCUACAGACAGACAGACCUCUCCUACAGUCAGUUCGUCAUGCAGAGUCUGGACAACCCAGGAAUCUACGUAGCCGAGGUCGCUGCCGAGGAUCAGAGAGUCGACGCGCCUGUCGGAGCUCCGGUAAAGAGGGAAACAGCGUGGGACUACAGAGGGAAUAACACGGGCUACCUCAAGAUUCACAUAGACUACGCCCGUCCGCAGCACGAGCCAUGGGCGGGGACGGAGUGCAUGGGCGUGAGGGUGGCCUUUGCCCGACGCAGGACUCUCCCCAGGACUGCUCUGGCGUCCUUCCCGGGUUCGGGAAACACUUGGCUCAGGUAUCUGAUCCAGAGCACGACCGGCCUCUUCACCGGCUCUGUCUACAACGACCCCCAGCUGGCUUCAAAAGGGUUCUACGGUGAGAAUGAGACCCCUGAAUGCGGGUGUACCAUCGUGGUCAAAACCCACGGCUACAGCCUCGGAGGUCGGCCGGAAUCCAGGGACAAGCGACUGAAGGAGAUGAACAAGUUCUUCGGGCGGGGCCUCCUCCUCGUCAGGAACCCUUUCGACACCCUCAUCGCCUACAGGAACUUCCUCUCGGCGGGGCACCUGGGGGUAGCAGGACCCACCGCCUUCAGGGGACCAGCCUGGGACAGAUUCGUCCGCAACGAAAUCGAACUCUGGAAGUCUUAUGCCGUCGACUGGAUUACACUGAGCAGAUCGUCCCACGUGGUCCACUACGAACACCUCCUUGAAGACCCUCGGAAGGAACUCCUCAGGAUCCUACACUUCUUAAGGAUUCGAGUCGACAACCGGCGUUUCCAGUGCGUCCUUAAGAAUCUCAACGGAGCCUUCAAGAGGACCACCCCCAACGGCGUCUAUUACAGGCUGAGAGACCCUUACACGCCCGAGCAACACCGAGUAAUUGAGAACGCCAUGAACGAAGUAGACCAGGCUCUUAUGCAACACGGAUGGCCCCCUCUGCCUAUGCACCUGUACAGUUACAACUACGAGAACUUCACGAGCGGCCCCGUCAGCCAGCGCCGUCAGCACCAGAGUCAGCUCUCGCACCAGCCUUCAGAUAGUUCCUCCCUGACGAAGGGGACGUCGGGAGAUGAUCAGCAGAAUGAUAUUAAAGGGAGAAAGGAGAAGACAAAGAGUCCGUUUGGGGAUCCCAGUGGGGGUGAUAACGAGAGCAAUGUGAUUAAGCUAAGUCCCUGGAUGAAGAACAGAUGAAUUUGCGGUUUAUUUUCGGUUAGUUCAUUUAUAUUUUUAAUCUUUAGUGGUGUUCGUUGAAGGUCCGUUGUAUUACAGUGUAUAAAUGCGUGGGUGAUAAAAUCGUUUUUUUUUUCUCGUUUUUGUUUGCAUUAUUUUAUAUAUUACAUCUUCAACUGGCAACAACCAUGGGUGAGAGUUAUUUACUCAAUGAACAACACAGACAUUUACAGUAUGAAUGUAAUUGAAUGUUUGUUGUCAAUUGUUACAUUCCUAAUACUAUAUACUUACUCAGUCAUAUCACAAAGAGAAGCAAGGAGUUGUAACAAA
This is a messenger RNA of Penaeus monodon (black tiger shrimp), 1589 nucleotides long. Its product is annotated as WSC domain-containing protein 1-like. The record is from RefSeq and is a predicted model, not a curated record. Gene Ontology annotation, molecular function: sulfotransferase activity. NCBI's taxonomy places the organism in Eukaryota, Metazoa, Arthropoda, Malacostraca, Decapoda, Penaeidae.